Molecule: messenger RNA, 1972 nt
Organism: Leptonychotes weddellii (Weddell seal)
Lineage: Eukaryota; Metazoa; Chordata; Mammalia; Carnivora; Phocidae
Source: RefSeq, a predicted model, not a curated record
AUGAAGUGGAGCGUCCGCGGGGCCUGCGCCGCGCUCUCCUCCUGCCUCCUGCUCGCCUGCGCGCUCAGCGCCGCCGCCGUCGGCCUCAAGUGCUUCUCGCUGGGCUCGGAGCUGCGCGGGGAGCCGUUCCGGCUGGGGGCGGCCGCCGGCGCCUUCUACUCGGGGCUGCUGCUGGCCGCCGGCCUCUCGCUGCUCGGCGCCGCCCUGCUCUGCUGCGGGCCCCGGGACGCGCCCCUCGCGGGGCCGGGGCCGGGCCCGGGGCUUGGGGUCCCUGCGGCCCAGGCAGGGGCUCCAGAGGCUGCGCCGGGAGAGCCGGGGGCCGCAGCCGGGCCCUCAGGGCCAGUGAACAGCCAGAACCUGCUCCUGCUCGGCGUUCUCGUCUUCAUGCUCGGGGUCCUCAGCGCCUUCGCGGGCGCCGUGAUCGACGGCGACACCGUGUCCCUAGUAGAACGCAAGCGGCGGCUGCAGCCGCGGCCGAGCGAGGCUUCCAUCCUGUCCCCGGAGGAGUCGGACUUCGCCGCCCCGGGGGACUGCGCGGGCUUCGCGGCGCACCACGCAGUCUCCUACAUCAACGUGGGCGUCCUCCACGCGUUCGACGAGGCGGGUGUGGAGGUGUGCUGCGGGGGGCACCCGUCGGUGGAGCUGCCGGGGUACGCGCCCUCGGAUCCCGACCUCAACGCCUCCUACCCCUACUGCUGCCGGCCGCCCUGCGAGGCGGGGCGCCCGUGGGAGCCAAGCCGGGCCUGCUGAGUCCCCGGGCCCACCCCAGACGGACCGCGCUCGAGCCCGCGCGCGCCGCCCCGCCCGGCCACCGCAGCGAGGGACGCCCUGGGCUUUGCACCUUCAGGGGCGGACCGGCCUCGCGUCGCCGAGGGCUCCUCGCCGCGAGACCGGUCCUUCACUAUUAUCAUUUCUGUGUCUGGGAGGUUUCUCUUCUUUUCUGUGUCUGUUCGUAUCCGGAUUCCAUUUUAAAGUUUACAAUAAAUGUUUUGGGGUUGCCUCGCCCCCAUCGCACUUCUCUUUGGCAAGUCCGGUCCAGGGUGAGAGAGUUCAGAGAGCGAGGGUGACUUCGCGGGAGGAACCCUCGCUGAGAGGACAGAAAGACAGAGCAGCUGGUACUUUAGGGUUGGCAGAAGCGGAAAAGCACCCAGCAGCAACACUUUGUACACGGAUGUGCCUGCUUUUGUUGAUACUUUCUUACUGUAAAGCUCUCCAUAAACAGUGAAAAUGUUUGGUAAAUUUAUUGCAAUUUAAAAUUGGUUAGUUCCUUUGUUAAAUUAAUUGCUAUGUUAUUGGAGAUAUUCAUCAAAUUGGAGUUAGGGGGUGUCGACACACGAAUCAGUUUGGGGCAAAUGGUUGAAGUUGGUCAAAUGUUGAAUUUGAACAGUUGUAUUCUGCUAGGUGGUUGACUCCAUCCAACCUCUUCCUAAAGCUAACUUUCAGACAUUUCUUUUUUUGGAAACUGGCAGUGGGGUUUCUACUGCAAAGCUGAGCUUAUUUUUGGUUAACAUAUAUGAACAAUCCAAUCCUAUUUUGGAAAAUCACAGUCAUAGUUUUUCUGGCAAAGAUUAUUUUCCUGUUAAUUAAUUCAUUAAUCUGGUAAUUUUGCAUAUUAUAGCAUUUCAUUUAAAAAUACACCCCUUAAAUAGCCUUAAUUGAUGUGAAGGUCAUACUUUUAUAUCCUUAGGGUAUACGUAUGUGUGCAUACUUACACACACGAUAUGAAAUGCAUUCUAGGUGACAGCAAAACGUGUUUCCAUCCAGUCUGGUGGGCUGGCUGGGAGCCAGGCUGGCUCAGAGUCUUGGGGAAAAGGUAAUUCAACUGUACGUGCUGGAAUUGUGGCGCCAGACAGGAAUGCCGAUAAUUCUUAAGGUGCUUGGAGCAGAGCCCCACCCUGGCCUGAAGAGUGUGUGUCUCCUGCGAAGGGAGGUGUGGACCCACCCAGUGCUCUGCCAGGGGGUGAGCACCACA